This is a messenger RNA of Octopus sinensis (East Asian common octopus), 829 nucleotides long. Its product is annotated as pyruvate kinase PKM-like. The record is from RefSeq and is a predicted model, not a curated record. Gene Ontology annotation, biological process: glycolytic process. Bases 23 to 829 code for a protein of 268 amino acids. Gene Ontology annotation, cellular component: cytoplasm. Lineage: Eukaryota; Metazoa; Mollusca; Cephalopoda; Octopoda; Octopodidae. The transcript is spliced from 2 exons. Gene Ontology annotation, molecular function: pyruvate kinase activity; potassium ion binding; magnesium ion binding.
AAAAAAUUUGUCUUAUAACCAAAUGAAAAACUCUGCUUCAAUAGCUCGUCUGGAAGAACUCGGAUUGUGCAAAAAAGUGGAGAAUACAGACGGGACUGUAUGUUUCAUAAAGGAUCAACAAUUGGAUGCGAGCUGUGCCUGCUCUACAUUACAACAUAGCUGUUUAUUGGACGUGGAUUCUGAACCAGGUCAAAUCAGGAAAACUGGCAUUAUUUGCACAAUUGGACCUGCUUCCAGGGAAAUUAAUACAUUAGUGGGAAUGCUCGAAGCAGGAAUGAAUAUGGCACGCCUGAAUUUCUCUCAUGGAACCCACAAGGCAUGUGGGGCCACUGAAAUUCAAUUGGUGGCCGGAGCGAAUGUGAAAAUCACCUCAGAUCCGAAAUGGCGGACAAAAUGUUCUCCAAGUGUGAUCUACGUGGACUAUGCCAAUAUUAGUACGACUGUCGCCCCCAACAAGCAUAUUUAUAUUGACGAUGGACUUGUCAGUCUCACCGUGCUGAGCAAGGGUUGGAUUAUUUGUGCGUAUCUGAUAGAUGGGGACUCUCUGUUGUGUGUUGUCGAUAAUGGUGGGACUUUGGGUUCUCAAAAAGGAGUCAAUUUGCCCAAAACGAACGUCGACUUGCCAGCAGUGUCGGAAAAGGACAAGGAAGACUUGCUCCUGGGGGUGGAGAUGAACGUGGACAUGGUUUUUGCCUCCUUUAUUCGUUCUGCUGCUCACGUUCGAGCAAUACGAGAUAUUUUGGGUGCUGAGGGGCAGGAAAUCAAGAUUAUCUCCAAAAUCGAAAACUAUGAAGGAAUUGUCAAGUAUUGGGGGAUUGGGAUGGCGUAG